Messenger RNA from Penicillium soppii, 393 nucleotides. Its product is annotated as MGMT family protein. The record is from RefSeq and is a predicted model, not a curated record. The transcript is spliced from 3 exons. NCBI's taxonomy places the organism in Eukaryota, Fungi, Ascomycota, Eurotiomycetes, Eurotiales, Aspergillaceae. Gene Ontology annotation, molecular function: catalytic activity. Gene Ontology annotation, biological process: DNA repair. The coding region runs from base 1 to 393 and encodes 130 amino acids.
AUGCCACACUCUGAGGAAGCAGAGUGGUGGGCCAAUGCAGUCUACUCGGCCGUCCAAGAGAUCCCCGCAGGCAAAGUGACAUCCUACGGCCACAUUGCACUGCUACUGGGUGAACCCCAACGACCUCGACAGGUUGGUGUCUGUCUGAAGGUUCUCGCACCGGCCGAAUCUGGUGCGCAUUUCAACUCUGAUACUGUGCCUUGGCAAAGAGUUAUUAACUCCAAAGGAAUGAUAUCGCACCGUGGACCCGGUAGCGCGCAGCGUCAAGCGGAAGGUCUUGAGGCAGAAGGCGUUGAGGUAACGACCGACAGCAUGGGCGACAUACACGUCGACCUGUCGCGAUACGGGUGGUUCCCCAGCCGCCUUCCGAGCGAGGGAGCGGACGAGGAAUGA